AUGGUUACGUUUUGGAGCAUAUGGAGUUAUAGAAACAAGAUGGUGUUUAAUAUGGUGAAGCCCCGUAAAGAUGUGAUAUUUGAUGACAUUCGUUCUUUUGCUUAUUUUUGGGAAAUAGUCGUUCCGAUUGGGGAAAUGCCAGAGCUGCGCAGUGGAGUACGUCGUGCCCGUGCUUCACCUGUAGUCGACAAGAAGAAAGGUCUCAGCUCGCCGAAGGCUGCGGCGGGGAAGAAACGAUCGGAGCAAUUGGUUGGUAAGCACGUCAAAACUCGAGCGGCUGCGGCGACUUUGGUUGAGGUGAAACAACAGAAGAAUCCGCGGCGGCAGACUAAGCAGACAAAGGAGGAGAAAGAGGGUUUAGCACCACCCACGUUGGUUGUUGUUUCCGAAACAGAGGAGAGAGGAAAAGAAACAGUCAAAGAAGUACGGAUGGGGGAUAGCGGCGGAUUGAGCGCUAACAAGGUUACCGGUCAGGAGGAAGAAGGAAAUACUGCCCCUUUUCCUGAUAGGGUUCAAGUAGGUGGAUCACCACAAUAUAAGGUUGAGAGGAAGCUAGGCAAAGGUGGUUUUGGUCAGGUAUUUGUAGGUCGCCGUGUUUCUGGUGGAACUGAACGAAUAUCAGGUCCUGGAGCCAUGGAGGUAGCUCUUAAAUUUGAGCACAAAAACAGCAAAGGCUGCAGUUAUGGUCCUCCAUACGAGUGGCAAGUUUACAACACUCUAGGUGGCAGUCAUGGUGUGCCUAAAGUACAUUAUAAAGGAAAACAAGGAGAGUAUUAUGUGAUGGUCAUGGACAUGCUUGGACCUAGUCUAUGGGAUGUUUGGAAUUCUUCUGGCCAAUCGAUGUCAUCUGAAAUGGUAGCUUGUAUAGCUGUGGAAGCUUUGUCAAUUUUGGAUAAGCUGCAUGCAAGAGGUUACGUGCAUGGAGAUGUAAAGCCAGAGAACUUUUUACUUGGCCAGCCAUCAACAUCUCAAGAAAAGAAAUUAUUUCUUGUUGACCUGGGGUUGGCAACAAAGUGGCGAGAGACUGCUAAUGGUCAACAUGUUGACUAUGACCAACGGCCUGACAUGUUCAGGGGAACAGUUAGAUAUGCUAGUGUGCAUGCACACUUGGGUAGGACUGCAAGUAGAAGAGAUGAUCUGGAAUCUCUUGCAUAUACACUCAUAUUUCUUCAUCGAGGCAGGCUUCCUUGGCAAGGGUAUCAGGGUGACAAUAAAUCAUUUCUAGUGUGCAAGAAGAAAAUGGCGACAUCUCCUGAAAUGUUGUGUGUGUUUUGCCCUGCACCUGUAAGGCAGUUUCUGGAGAUAGUUGUGAAUAUGAAGUUUGAUGAAGAACCAAACUAUUCGAAGCUAAUUUCUUUGUUCGAGGGACUAAUAGGACCCAAUCCUGCUAUAAGGCCCAUAAACACAGAUGGUGCUCAAAAGAUCAUCUGUCAAGUUGGUCAAAAACGGGGCAGAUUGAAUCUUGAUGAGGAUGAUGAUGGACAGCCUUCAAAGAAAAUCCGAAUGGGAGUCCCUGCAACACAGUGGAUUUCAAUUUACAAUGCCAGGCUACCAAUGAAACAAAGGUAUCAUUACAAUGUUGCAGAUGCAAGAUUAAGCCAACAUGUCGAGAGAGGAAAUGCUGAUGGCUUACUUAUAAGCUGUGUGUCAUCUUGUUCCAACUUAUGGGCUUUGAUAAUGGAUGCUGGGACAGGGUUUUCAAGCCAAGUUUAUGAACUGUCUCCUUUCUUCUUACACAAGGAAUGGAUUAUGGAACAAUGGGAGAAGAACUAUUACAUCAGCUCCAUUGCUGGUGCUAACAAUGGAAGCUCUCUGGUGGUUAUGUCAAAAGGGACACAGUACUCUCAACAGUCUUACAAAGUUAGCGACUCGUUCCCUUUCAAGUGGAUAAACAAGAAAUGGAGAGAAGGGUUUCAUGUGACAUCCAUGGCAACCGCGGGUACCCGCUGGGGUGUUGUCAUGUCCCGUAAUGCUGGCUUCAGUGAUCAGGUGGUGGAGCUUGAUUUUCUAUAUCCAAGUGAGGGGAUUCAUAGAAGGUGGGAUAAUGGUUACCGUAUUACAUCAACAGCUGCCACCUGGGAUCAAGCUGCUCUUAUCUUGAGUGUGCCUCGCCACAAGCCUGGCGAUGAAACACAGGAAACUUUGCGCACAUCACAGUUUCCAAGCACACAUGUUAAGGAGAAGUGGGCUAAAAAUCUGUAUCUUGCCUGCAUUUGCUAUGGAAGAACUGUGUCUUGAAUCAUUAUAUGAUAAUGUGUGCAGAGAGAGAGAGAGAGAGAGGGUAGAGGACAGAAGACAGAGGUGGUGUGUAAAGUGGUUGUUGUAAACUCAUGUGUUGUUGUGAAUCAAGGACACCAGUAGUGGUCCAGAUUCUGAGUAGUCAACUAGUCUAGUCGUGAUGUUGACCCGUAUUUAUAAUAUAUUGUUGUUUGUAACUGUACCUAAUCGCUGGUUAUAUGUAUGCCAUUUUCAUUGUCAUGUGUAUGCUUUGCUUCAAGGAAGCCAUAAUGUUAUUAUGGCGUGUUAAACUUGGUUACUUUUUUGGAUAUCAACCAGUGUGUUUUUGUUGGAAACA
Molecule: messenger RNA, 2575 nt
Organism: Lactuca saligna
Lineage: Eukaryota; Viridiplantae; Streptophyta; Magnoliopsida; Asterales; Asteraceae
Source: the annotation of a GenBank genome assembly